GGGCUCCAAGAUGGCUUUGGCCGGGCUGUGCUCGCUGCUGGCCGGCUGCUGCCUGGCCGCGGGCAGCGGCCCCGCCGAGGCGGCGGCGGAGGCGGCGGCCAAGGAGCUGGAGUGCAAGCUGAAGAGCAUCACGGUGUCGGCGCUGCCCUUCCUGCGGGAGAACGACCUCAGCAUCAUGCACGGCCCCUCGGCCGCCGAGCCCAAGCUGCUCUUCUCAGUCCGCAACGACUUCCCCGGCGAGAUGGUGGUGGUGGACGACCUGGAGAACACGGAGCUGCCCUACUUCGUGCUGGAGAUCUCAGGCAACACGGAUGACAUCCCCCUGGUGCGCUGGCGGCAGCAGUGGCUGGAGAAUGGCACGUUGCUCUUCCACAUCCACCACCAAGAUGGGGCCCCCAACCUGCCCGGCUUCGACCCCACAGAGGAGCCGCAGACCGAGUCGGCAGAGGAGGAGCUGAGGAUCCUCCACAUCUCCGUCAUGGGAGGGAUGAUCGCCCUGCUGCUCUCCAUCCUCUGCCUGGUGAUGAUCCUCUACACCCGCCGGCGGUGGUGCAAGCGGCGCCGGGUGCCGCAGCCGCAGAAGAGCGCGAGCGCCGAGGCGGCCAACGAGAUCCACUAUAUCCCAUCGGUGCUGAUCGGGGGCCACGGGCGGGAGAGCCUGCGCAACGCCCGCGUGCAGGGCCACAACUCCAGCGGGACGCUCAGCAUCCGAGAGACCCCCAUCCUGGACGGCUACGAGUACGACAUCACCGACCUGCGGCACCACCUGCAGCGCGAGUGCAUGAACGGCGGGGAGGACUUCGCCAGCCAGGUCACCCGCACGCUGGACUCGCUGCAGGGCUGCAACGAGAAGGCCAGCAUGGACCUCACGCCAGGGAGUGAUAAUGCCAAGCUGUCCCUGAUGAACAAGUACAAGGACAACAUCAUUGCCACCAGCCCCGUGGACUCGAACCACCAGCAGGCCACGCUGCUGUCCCACACCUCCAGCAGCCAGCGCAAGCGCAUCAACAACAAAGCGCGAGUGUCCCCUGCAGCUGGCUCAGCAUUUCUCAACCCCGAGGGGGACUCAGGGACAGAGGCGGACACCGAUCCCCAGCUGACCUUCUACACAGACCCCUCGCGGAGCCGGAGGCGCAGCCGAGUGGGGUCCCCCCGGAGCCCUGUGAACAAGACCACCCUGACCCUCAUCAGUGUGACGAGCUGUGUCAUCAGCCUGGUGUGCUCUUCCCACAUGAACUGCCCCCUUGUUGUCAAGAUCACCCUCCAUGUCCCUGAGCACCUCAUCGCUGAUGGGAGCCGGUUCAUCCUGCUGGAGGGGAGCCAGCUGGAUGCCAGCGACUGGCUGAACCCAGCCCAGGUCGUCCUCUUCUCCCAGCAAAACUCCAGCGGGCCCUGGGCCCUGGACCUCUGCGCCCGGCGCCUCCUCGACCCCUGCGAGCACCAGUGUGACCCCGAGACUGGUGAGUGUCUCUGCUAUGAAGGAUACAUGAAGGACCCUGUGCACAAGCACCUCUGCAUCCGGAAUGAGUGGGGAACGAACCAGGGGCCUUGGCCAUACACCAUUUUCCAGCGUGGCUUUGACUUGGUGCUGGGCGAGCAGCCAUCUGACAAGAUUUUUCGGUUCACCUAUACCCUGGGGGAAGGCAUGUGGCUGCCCCUGAGCAAGAGCUUCGUCAUCCCACCAGCUGAGCUGGCCAUCAACCCCUCAGCCAAAUGUAAGACGGACAUGACAGUGAUGGAGGAUGCAGUGGAGGUCAGGGAAGAGCUGAUGACCUCCUCCUCCUUUGACAGCCUGGAGGUCCUUCUUGACUCCUUCGGCCCUGUCCGUGACUGCUCCCGGGACAAUGGGGGCUGCAGCAAGAACUUCCGCUGCAUCUCGGACCGCAAGCUGGACUCGACGGGCUGUGUGUGCCCGACAGGACUGAGCCCCAUGAAGGACGGCACAGGCUGCUACGACCGUCACGUCGGCGUGGACUGCUCCGAUGGCUUCAACGGGGGCUGCGAGCAGCUGUGCCUGCAGCAGAUGGUCCCUCUGCCUGAAGACCCCCUGCUCUACAACAUCCUCAUGUUCUGUGGGUGCAUUGAGGACUACAAGCUGGGCACGGACGGGCGGUCGUGCCAGCUCAUCUCAGAGUCGUGCCCCGAGGCGGGGGACUGUGGGGAGCCCCGCGAGCUGCCCAUGAACCAGACGCUCUUUGGGGAGAUCUUCUAUGGCUACAACAACCACUCCAAGGAGGUGGCACCAGGGCAGGUGCUCAAAGGGACGUUCAGGCAGAACAACUUUGCCCGGGGCCUGGAGCAGCAGCUGCCAGAUGGGCUGGUGGUGGCCACGGUGCCCUUGGAGAACCAGUGCCAAGAGGAGCUCUCUGACCCCACACCUGACCCCGAGUUCCUCACCGGGAUGGUGAACUUCAGCGAGGUGUCCGGGUACCCUCUCUUGCAGCACUGGAAGGUGCAGUCUGUCAUGUACCACGUCCGGCUCAACCAGAUGACCAUCUCCCAGUCCUUCAGCAAUGCCCUCCACUCCCUGGAUGGGGCCACCUCCCGUGGAGAUUUUGUGGCACUGCUGGACCAGUUUGGCAACCACUACAUCCAGGAGGCAGUGUAUGGCUUUGAGGAGUCCUGCUCCAUCUGGUAUCCCAACAGGCAGGUCCAGCGGCAGCUCUGGCUGGAGUACGAGGACAUCAGCAAAGGCAACUCGCCCUCGGACGAGUCAGAGGAGCGCGAGCGGGACCCCAAGGUGCUCACCUUCCCCGAGUACAUCGCCAGCCUCUCCGAGUCGGGCACCAAGCGCAUGGCAGCCGGCGUGCGGAUGGAGUGCCAGAGCCGCGGGCGCUGCCCCUCCUCCUGCCCGCUCUGCCACGGCGCCGCCAGCCCCGACGCGCCAGCCGAGCCCAUCCUGCUGGAGGUCACCAAAGCAGCCCCCCUCUAUGAGCUGGUCACCAACAACCAGACCCAGCGGCUCCUGCAGGAGGCCACCAUGAGCAUGCUGUGGUGCUCAGGCAGCGGGGACGUCAUUGAGGACUGGUGCCGCUGUGACUCCAGUGCCUUCGGGGCUGACGGGCUGCCCACCUGUGCGCCUCUCCCCCACCCCAUCCUGCACCUCUCCACCGUUCACGAGCCCAGCAGCACACUGGUGGUUCUGGAGUGGGGGCACUCAGAGCCCCCCAUCGGGGUGCAGAUUGUCGACUACCUCCUCCGUCAGGAGAAAGUCACCGACAGAAUGGACCACUCCAAGGUGGAGACAGAGACAGUGCUGAGCUUCGUGGACGACAUCAUCUCCGGUGCCAAGUCACCCUGUGCCAUGCCAGCCCAAGUGCCUGACAGACUCUCCUCCACCAUCUCCCUCAUCAUUCGCUGCCUGGAGCCCGACACCACCUACAUGUUCACACUCUGGGGAGUUGACAACACAGGAAGGCGUUCCAGGUCCAGUGAUGUGACGGUCAAGACCCCCUGCCCUGUGGUAGAUGAUGUGAAAGCUCAAGAAAUAGCAGACAAGAUCUACAACCUGUUCAACGGCUACACGAGCGGCAAGGAGCAGCAGACAGCCUACAACACUCUGCUGGAUCUGGGCUCCCCGAGCCUCCACCGAGUCCUCUACCACUACAACCAGCACUACGAGAGCUUUGGGGAGUUCACCUGGCGCUGUGAAGAUGAACUGGGGCCCAGGAAGGCCGGCCUCAUCCUCUCUCAGCUGGGGGACCUCAGCAGCUGGUGCAAUGGCCUCCUGCAGGAGCCCAAGAUCAGCCUCCAGCGCUCAUCCCUCAAGUACCUCGCCUGCCGCUACAGCGAGAUCAAGCCCUAUGGGCUCGACUGGUCGGAGCUCAGCCGGGACCUCAAGAAGACGUGCGAGGAGCAGACGCUGAGUGUCCUUUACAAUGACUAUGGGGACAAGGACUACUGAGGGUCACGGGCGCCCGCUCUCACGCUGGCCCUUCCCAUGGGCGUUUGUGAGGGUUUUAUACGUGGACCCGUGGAGGGGGAGGGUGUCACUGAUGUUUCUGGAGGCAAAAAUUUGGACUGGGGAGCAAAACUGACUGCUCUAUGCAGGACUGACUCAGUAUUAGUUUCUUCUUCGACUUGGGCAAAAGCCUUUCUAGUUAGAAGUCUUGUGGGACCCAGUUUUCUUGGUUUUGUUUUAUUCAUUUUGCCAAGAGGUUCCUCAGCACUGGUGGAGAGGGCAGGUUGGGAGGGCACAGCCCUCUCCUCCUGCCCCAUUCCUGCCCUGGCUGUGGGGACUGUCCCCAAGGGUGGAGGACACCAGUCAUGAGAGAAACACAGUGACACAACCAGGAUGGGAGAGCAGGUGAUGCAGGGUUGGGAAAAUGGAAGCAGGGCAUGCAGGUCAGGUGGAGAUGCUUAUGGUUAUGGCUGAGCUAAACAGCCAGUGGAUGGCCAACAGGGCUGGGAUGGGUUUUUUUGCAGCUGUGAAGCAUGAGGUCUGGAUGAGACAUGGCCAAGUGAUGGUGUCAUUGGUGAGCAGGGCUGACGCGGUGUCACCAUCUGGGGUGAGGAGAGAGGGGCCUUGGUGAGCCCAUCUCCUCAGGUUCUGUGCCAUGGUCAAAGCCCACGUGUGCUCCAAGAUGCAGAGUCCUCCAGAACAAAGGCAGCUUGGCCUCAGGGCCGGUGGUCAGCUGGACAUCACGAGCUUUCUUCUUGUGGGACCACGUUCCUAGGAAGUCAACUUUAAAAUCCCCUCCGUUACUUUUUGUUCUUUUUUUACCCACCAUAAUAAAGACUUCGAAGCAAUGUCAAACUGCUGCUGUGGAGAGGCCCAGCCAGGAGAGCAGCAACCAGAUGGUAUGGACAGGGUGGCCAUCUGCACCAGCCAACGUAGCUGUGGUGUAGCCCAGGCUCUGCAUGGGGAAGGGAGAGGAGUGCAGGGUACCCCAACACAGUGGUUCAGGAUGGUCCUGGAGGGCAUGGAAGGCAGGCUUCUGGGGGUAUUGCUUGCCUGUGUUCAGGCUCACAUCUGCAGCUCUCAGUGGCUUUUUUUUUAAAAACAGAGAGCUAGGGUUGUACUGGGACACUGGGCUUGGUUCGGAGCAAACUGUUCUCCAAAACCCUGUCACUGCUGAUGGUGUUGGAGGCAGAAAACAGCUUCCUUUCAGCUUCAGCUUCCAGCCUGGUUUGCAGAGGAGGCGUCUCUGGACUUGCCAGCUGCGCACCUUUGAUCUGGACAAGCCCGUAGCCCUACAGUGGGAUUUUUACGAUGCCUCUUCAGAGAGAAAUUUCCUUUUAAUUUUUUUCAGUCUUGGCAGGAGCAGUCUUCAGCCUGUCUCAUACAAUUUUCUGCCUCAUUCCUCCUCCUACCUGCCAAGGACAUGGUUCGAAUAUUUGCGUGGUGCUGAGAGGGAGGCGGCUGUGCUCUGCCGCCGGUCACAGCCCACAGCGCUGUAUCACAGCACUUUCUCAACAGCAGUAUCUCCCUAUAGGACCACACCGUGCUUUUCUCUUCCCUUUUAAUGGACAGACCUCUCCCCAGGGGCAACUGGCCUGGACUGGGGAGCUGCUGGGAGCAGCCACCAGCAGUCAGUAUUACCUGGGUAUCCCCGUGUCAUUGCUGUAAUGAAUGUGUCUAGCAGGGGUCGUCAGACAAGCGGCUGCUGUGUGCAAGAAAAAAGUCUGCUGGAUCCUU
Messenger RNA from Corapipo altera (White-ruffed manakin), 5638 nucleotides. It is a transcript of the gene ASTN1, whose product is annotated as astrotactin 1. Lineage: Eukaryota; Metazoa; Chordata; Aves; Passeriformes; Pipridae. The coding region runs from base 11 to 3904 and encodes 1297 amino acids. Gene Ontology annotation, molecular function: protein binding. The transcript is spliced from 23 exons. Gene Ontology annotation, biological process: neuron cell-cell adhesion; neuron migration. The record is from RefSeq and is a predicted model, not a curated record.